This is a messenger RNA of Candidozyma duobushaemuli, 1563 nucleotides long. RefSeq names its product carboxypeptidase C (gene CPY1). Lineage: Eukaryota; Fungi; Ascomycota; Pichiomycetes; Serinales; Metschnikowiaceae. Gene Ontology annotation, biological process: proteolysis. The record is from RefSeq and is a predicted model, not a curated record. The transcript has a single exon. The coding region runs from base 1 to 1563 and encodes 520 amino acids. Gene Ontology annotation, cellular component: fungal-type vacuole. Gene Ontology annotation, molecular function: serine-type carboxypeptidase activity.
AUGGACCGCCUCCAGAACGUCCAGCAAGUCUUGUCUGAUAAGGCCUCCUCGCUCUCUUCCCAGUACUCGGACCUCAGAGGCGCCUUGGAGAACUCCAAGGGCGACAUGUUGCUGAAGAUUGCGCAGUACGUAAAACAGCCCGUGGAGGCGAUUCCCAAGGACGCGGCCGCUUUGUGGCUGGAGAUGAUGCUCAAGUUCCCAGAGAGCGUGAGCUCGCUCAAGUUCAAGAACCCAGCCUCCUCCGCCAAGAAGCUCGCCCGUAAGUUUGACUUCCACGUUACCGACGCCAAGUUGCCCAACCACCAGUUGCGUAUCAAGUCCACCCCUGAGGACUUGGGCAUUGACUCGGUCAAGCAGUACUCUGGUUACUUGGAUGUCGCCGACGAGGACAAGCACUUUUUCUUCUGGGCCUUUGAGUCCAGAAACGACCCCAAGAACGACCCUGUCAUUUUGUGGUUGAACGGUGGCCCCGGCUGCUCCUCCUUGACUGGUUUGUUCUUUGAGUUGGGUCCUGCUCGUAUUGGCGAGGACUUGAAGCCCGUGAACAACCCUUCUUCGUGGAACAACAACGCCACCGUGAUUUUCUUGGACCAGCCCGCCAACGUCGGCUACUCGUACUCUUCCGAGUCCGUCUCCAACACCGUGGCUGCCGGCCAGGACGUGUACGCCUUCUUGGAGUUGUUCUUCCAGCAGUUCCCUGAGUACGCCAAGAGAGACUUCCACAUUGCCGGUGAGUCUUACGGCGGCCACUACAUCCCCGUUUUCGCCUCUGAGAUCUUGAGCCACGACGACCGUCACUUCAACUUGACCUCUGUCUUGAUUGGUAACGGUUUGACCGACCCAUUGACCCAGUACGAGUACUACCAGCCAAUGGCCUGCGGUAAGGGCGGCGAAGAGGCUGUCUUGGAUCCCGAGGAGUGUGACAACAUGGCCUCGUCGAUUCCUCAGUGCUUGUCUUUGAUUGAGUCGUGCUACAACUCUGGCUCUGUGUGGUCUUGUGUUCCAGCCACCAUCUACUGUAACAACGCCCAGAUGGGUCCAUACCAGAAGACCGGCAAGAACGUGUACGACAUCAGAACCGAGUGCAAGGGCGGCAGCUUGUGCUACGAGGAGUUGGGCUACAUUGACGACUACUUGAACUUGCCCGAGGUGAAGGAGAAGUUGGGUGUCGAGGUCGAGGAGUACCAGGGAUGCAACUUUGACAUCAACAGAAACUUUUUGUUUGCCGGCGACUGGAUGAAGCCAUACCACAAGAACGUGAUUGACCUCUUGGAGAGCAAGUUGCCUGUGCUUGUGUAUGCCGGAGACAAGGACUUUAUCUGCAACUGGUUGGGUAACCGCGCAUGGACGGACCGUUUGCCAUGGUCCGGACAGAAGCAGUUUGAGUCGCAGAAGAUCCGUACCUGGACCGUCGGCAAGGAGGCCGCCGGAGAGGUGAAGAACUACAAGCACUUUACCUUUUUGAGAGUGUACGGCGGCGGCCACAUGGUGCCAUUUGACCAGCCUGAGAAUGCGUUGGACAUGGUGAACCGGUGGAUCGCCGGCGACUACACGUACAACUAG